AUGGCUUCAGUUGGUGUUGUAACCCGUGUAUUACUAGGAAAGAAUGCCGUCAACAAAGUGGCCGCUGUUAAUACCGGUUUCGUCAAAUUCUACAGCUCAGCCCCAGCAUAUGAGAACAUCAAAGUCGAGGUAGUGGGUUCCAAAUCAAAUGUAGGUCUCAUCCAAUUGAACCGCCCUAAGGCCCUGAAUGCUCUAUGUGGCCCUCUGUUUGUGGAGCUGGGACAAGCUGUAAGGAAUUUCGACGCCAAUGACAAGAUUGCUGCCAUUGUCAUCACUGGUAAUGAGAAGGCCUUUGCUGCCGGCGCUGACAUUAAAGAAAUGCAGAACAACAAUUACAGCAGCAAUGUAAAGAAUGGCUUCCUCAAGGACUGGGAAGACGUAUCCAACUGUGGCAAACCUAUUAUUGCUGCUGUCAAUGGCUUUGCUCUUGGCGGUGGAUGCGAACUUGCCAUGCUCUGUGAUAUCAUCUACGCCGGUGAAAAGGCCAAGUUCGGUCAGCCAGAGAUCAACAUUGGCACCAUUCCCGGAGCCGGUGGCACCCAGCGCCUGCCCCGCUACGUCGGCAAGUCGAAGGCCAUGGAGAUCGUACUCACUGGUAACUUCAUUGAUGCCAAUGAAGCUGAAAAAAUGGGUCUCGUGAGCCGCGUAUUCCCAGUAGAGAAACUUCUCGAAGAAACCAUCAAACUAGCAGAAAGGAUCGGCACGCACUCCCCACUCAUCGUGAAAUUGGCUAAACAGGCCGUUAACCAAGCAUAUGAGACCACUCUGAAGUCUGGAUUACAGUUUGAGAAGUCACUCUUCUACGGCACUUUCGCUACGGAGGACCGCAAAGAGGGCAUGACUGCAUUCGUGGAGAAGAGACCCCCAGCCUUCAAAAAUGAAUAA
Molecule: messenger RNA, 885 nt
Organism: Arctia plantaginis
Lineage: Eukaryota; Metazoa; Arthropoda; Insecta; Lepidoptera; Erebidae
Source: the annotation of a GenBank genome assembly